Eptesicus fuscus (big brown bat) is the source of this 4568-nucleotide messenger RNA. It is a transcript of the gene ABCC11, whose product is annotated as ATP binding cassette subfamily C member 11. Gene Ontology annotation, cellular component: membrane. The transcript is spliced from 30 exons. Gene Ontology annotation, biological process: transmembrane transport. NCBI's taxonomy places the organism in Eukaryota, Metazoa, Chordata, Mammalia, Chiroptera, Vespertilionidae. Gene Ontology annotation, molecular function: ATP hydrolysis activity; ATP binding; ABC-type transporter activity. The coding region runs from base 106 to 4254 and encodes 1382 amino acids. The record is from RefSeq and is a predicted model, not a curated record.
GACACAGGGCAGCAGAGGGAGCCCUCGCCUGCCCUGCAGACCAGCGCGCCAGGAAGCGCAGAUUCUCUGGUUUUGGAAAACGAAGAAUCGGCAGGACAACUGAAAAUGACCAGGAGGAAGAUAUGCUGGGUCCCCAGCUCUUCCGGCGGUGUCGUGAAUCUCGGCUUCGAUGUGGGUGACAGCAUGGUCUCGGGACUUAGCUACAGAACAUACACCCCUGAAGACGGCCCCGGAAGCCCGCAAAUCCGGGAGCCUGAGCCACCUGGGAGCGCAGCUGCCCCGCCUCCGGGGAAGCGUGACGCCUGGAAGAUGCUGAUGCCCUUCCGCCCCAAGCCCAAGCGUCCUUCCCCCCAGCCCCUGGAUGACGCCGGCCUGUUCUCCUACUUGACGGUGUCGUGGCUCAACCCCCUCAUGACCCAAGGACUCCGGAAACGCUUAGAUGAGAGCACCAUCCCCCCGCUGUCAGCGCAGGACGCCUCCGUCCGAAACGCCAACAGGCUCCGCCGGCUUUGGGAAGAAGAAGUCUCGAGGCGUGGGGUGGAAAAGGCGUCCGUGCUCCGAGUGAUGCUGAGGUUCCAGAGAACAAGGGCCAUUAUAGACGCGCUCCUGGGCGCCUGCUUCGCCAUCCUGAGCGUGCUGGGGCCGGUGCUGAUUAUACCGAAGAUCCUGGAAUAUUCCCAGGAGCGGAAGGGGAGCGUCGUCUACGGCGUGGGGCUGUGCCUCGCCCUGUUUCUCAGCGAGUGCCUCAAGUCCCUGAGCAUGUGCGCGUGCUGGAUCGUCAACCAGCGCUCGGGCAUCCGCUUCCGCGCAGCCGUCUCCUCCCUGGCCUUCGAGAAGCUGCUGCAGUUCAAGUCACUAACGCACAUCUCCACGGGCGAGGCCAUCAGUUUCUUCACCAGCGACACCAACUACCUGUUCGAAGGUGUGUACUACGCCCCCCUCAUCUUCUUGAGCGGCUCGUCGCUGCUGUUCUGCAGCGUCACCUCCUACCUCACGCUCGGACCCACCACGCUGAUCGCCACGUUUUCCUACCUCCUGGUCUUACUGCUGAUGGUGCUCCUGACCCGCGUGAUUGGGAAGGGACAGAAGCACGCCUCUGAGGUCAGCGACCAGCGCAUCCGGGUGACCAGUGAGGUCCUCACCUGCAUUAAGCUGAUUAAAAUGUACACGUGGGAGAAGCCAUUCACAAACAUAAUUAAAGACCUGAGAAGGAAGGAAAGGAAGCUGAUGGAGAAGAGUGGGUUUAUCCAGAGCCUGAGCACGAUCCUGUUGUUUGUGGCCCCCACCGUGUCCACCAUGUUGAUGUUCCUCAUCCAUGUUGGCCUACAGCUGGAGCUCACAGCUUCCACGGCCUUCACGGUCUUGGCCAUCUGGAACACCAUGCGGCUGGCGGUGUUCUUCCUGCCCUUCUCGAUCAAAGGCCUCAUGGAGUCCAAGUCUGCGGCAGAGAGGUUCAAGCGGUUCUUCCUGCAGGAGAGCCCUGUGCUGUACGUCCAGGCGGGGAGGGACCCCGGCAAAGCGUUGGAGCUGGAGAAGGCCACCUUGUCCUGGCGGAGGGCCUGCCCUGGGCUGGUCAACGGGGCCUUGGAGCUGGAGAGCAACGGACACGCUCCCGAGGGGACGCCCGCGGCUCAGCCCGCUCCAGGCACCCUCGGGCCCUCAGCCACGGGGGACGGCCUGGCCCCGGCGCUGCACAAGAUCCACCUGGCGGUGUCAAAGGGGACCCUGCUGGGGGUCUGCGGCAGCACCGGGAGCGGCAAGAGCAGCCUGCUGUCGGCUGUCCUGGGAGAGAUGCACCUGCUGGAGGGCGUGGUGGGCGUGCACGGGAGCCUGGCCUACGUGCCCCAGCAGGCCUGGCUCCUCACGGGCAGCGUCAGGGACAACAUCCUCAUGGGGAGCCAGUGCGACCAGGCGCGGUACCUCCAGGUGCUCCACUGCUGCUCCCUGAACCGCGACCUGGAGAUCCUGCCCUUCGGGGACUUGACGGAGAUCGGGGAGCGGGGCCUCAACCUCUCGGGGGGGCAGAGACAGAGGAUCAGCCUGGCUCGCGCCGUCUACUCGGACCGCGAGAUCUACCUGCUGGACGACCCGCUGUCGGCCGUGGACGCCCGGGUGGGGAAGCACAUCUUUGAGGAGUGCAUCCGGAAGGCGCUGCGGGGCAAGACGGUCGUGCUGGUGACGCACCAGCUGCAGUGUCUGCAGUUCUGCGACCAGGUCGUGCUGCUGGAAGACGGGAAAAUCUGCGAGCGGGGGGCACACAGGGAGCUGAUGCAGAAGGCGGGGCGGUACGCCCACCUCAUCCAGACCUUGCACGGGGAGGCCGCACAGGACACGCUGCAGGCGGCCCAAGAGCCUCAGGUGGGCGGCCCGGCCCCGCGCCCCCUCCCGGAGGAGCCUCUCGGGGACAGCGCAGGGCUGCAGAACCAGCUGACACAGAAGGAGGAGAUGGAGGAAGGGUCCCUGACGUGGCGUGUCUACCACCACUACAUCCAGGCGGCUGGAGGGUACGCGGUCGCCGUGGCGGUUUUCCUGCUCGUGGUGCUGUUCGUCUUCCUCUCCGCCUUCUACUUCUGGUGGCUGAGCUACUGGCUGGAGCAGGGCUCAGGGACCAAUAGCAGCCACGAGAGCAACAGAACCACCUCGGACCCGGGCAGCAUCCUGGACAACCCCCACCUGCCCUUCUACGAGACGGUGCUGGGCCUCAGCGCCCUGGUCCUGACCUGUGUGGGGGUCUGCUCCUCGGUGGCCUUCACCCGGGCCACCAGGAAGGCGUCCACCGCGCUGCACAACGACCUCUUCAGCAAGGUCUCCCUCUGCCCCAUGAGCUUCUUCGACACGACACCCACGGGCCGGCUGCUGAACUGCUUCGCGGGGGACCUGGACCAGCUGGACCAGCUGCUGCCCAUCGUGGCCGAGGAGUUCCUGCUGCUCUUGCUGGUGGUGCUGAUCAACAUGGUCAUCGUCAGCGUGCUGUCGCCCUACAUCCUGCUGAUCGGGGUCAUCCUGUUCGCCGGCUGCCUCCUCUACUACAUGAAGUUCAAGCGGGCCAUGAACGUGUUCAAGAGGCUGGAGAACUACAGCCGCUCCCCGCUGUUCUCCCACAUCCUCACCGCGCUGCGCGGUCUCAGCUCCAUCCACGUCUACGGGAAAACCGAGGACUUCGUCAGCCAGUUUAACAGGCUGAACGACGUGCAGAACAACUACCAGCUGAUGUUUCUGUCCUCCACGCGGUGGGUGUCACUGAGGAUGGAGCUCAUGGCCAACCUGGUGACCUUGGCCGUGGCCUUGUUCGUGGCUCUCGGGGCUUCCUCGGCCUCCCACUCCUACCAAGCCUUGACCAUCAGCCUCAUCCUGCAGCUGGCAUCCAAUUUCCAGGCCACGGCGCGCAUGGGCACGGAGACGGAGGCCUACUUCACCGCGGUGGAGCGGAUGCUGCAGUACAAGAAGCUGUGCGUCCCCGAGGCUCCGCUGCACGUGCAGCCCGUGAGAGGCGUGAGCUGCCCGGCCGGGUGGCCGCAGCGCGGGGAGGUGUGCUUCCAGGACUAUCAGAUGAGAUACCGCGACAACACCCCCAUCGUCCUCAAGGGCAUCAGCCUGACCAUUCGCGGCCAGGAGGUGGUGGGCAUCGUGGGCCGCACCGGCUCCGGGAAGUCCUCCUUGGGGACGGCGCUCUUCCGCCUGGUGGAGCCCACGGCGGGCCGGAUCCUCAUCGACGGCGUGGACAUCAGCGGUGUCAGCCUGGAGGACCUGCGGUCCAAGCUGUCCGUCAUCCCUCAGGACCCCGUCCUGUUCUCGGGGACCAUCAGGUUGAACCUGGACCCCUUUGACCGGCACACGGAUGAGGAGAUCUGGGGCGCCCUGGAGAGGACCUUCCUGAGCAGGACGAUCCUGAACUUUCCGCAGAGGCUGCAGGCGGAGGUGGCGGAGAACGGCGAGAACUUCUCGGUGGGGGAGAGGCAGUUGCUCUGCAUCGCCCGCGCCCUCCUGCGCAACUCCAAGAUCAUCCUCAUUGACGAAGCCACUGCCUCCAUCGACACGGAGACCGACACGCUGAUCCAGCGCACGAUCCGCGAGGCCUUCCGCGGCUGCACGGUGCUCGUCAUCGCCCACCGCAUCACCACCGUCCUGGGCUGCGACCGCAUCCUGGUCAUGGACAACGGGAAGGUUGUGGAGUUUGACAGCCCCGAGGCCCUGCAGCGGGAGCCGGGGUCCAUGUUCGCAGCCCUGCUGAGGACGGCCACGUCGCUGGGCUGAGGGCCACGGACGGGGCCGGGCUCACGCGCCGGGCUCACCAGCGGACGGCCCGUGGCCUGCGGGUGCAGAGGCGGCAGAGAGCUGGGCGGAUGUGGCAGAGGGGCGCAGGGGGUGGGAGGAAUGGGAGACUGGGGAGCGAAGCCUGGAGCGGCCGCUCUGUGGCCCCCAAACCUGAGACCCCGGCGUCCUCGGAGACCACGAGGGCAAAGUCCGCGCCUCUCCCGGGUGGAGUGCCCGCGCCGUGAAGUGGCCUCCUGGCUGUGUGGGAAGGGGGCCAGUGAUGGACCGGUUUUGUAAAAAGGAAUAAAAGUAGA